This is a messenger RNA of Dicentrarchus labrax (European seabass), 2795 nucleotides long. RefSeq names its product testis-expressed protein 49-like. The record is from RefSeq and is a predicted model, not a curated record. Bases 53 to 457 code for a protein of 134 amino acids. Lineage: Eukaryota; Metazoa; Chordata; Actinopteri; Moronidae. The transcript is spliced from 4 exons.
GUCUCUCUUUCUGUGUCCCCCCCGGGUCGCAAGGUAGACUUUUUCUACAUUAAUGGCGUUCUUCGGUUUAACACACCUGGGUUAUCAAAACCCAAUAGGCGAUAAAAUGAUAGUGAAUCCCAAAGGAGCGUCUCAUCCUCAGGAUACUUCAGCAGGGCUGCCUCCAUCUCUUCAAGAACAACAGGGACCCCUCAGAUGUACAGACAUGUGCAACGUCUACCACCAGCCUCUUCCCUACAGCACUGACAUACACCACGGGAGCCAGGAACGAUACAAAGAGAUGGUCAAAAGGGUGAAAACACCCAGAUCGCCUAACCAGCUGUACAAAAUGCCCCUAACGGACAGCCAGCAGUAUGGAUGGAUGAUUUCCAAGAGUCCUGAACCGUGGACCCAAGUCAAACAUUUUCCCCGAAAGAACAGUGAGAUGACAAACAGUCGUCAUUUCCCCGGAGGGUGACAUGAUGGAAGCAGCCAGCCAGUCUGUGGAGAGGACCUCUGCCUAAUCCCUGGAUAUCAAAAUGGCAUUAUGUAAGAGCUGCUCUGAUCUAGACAGGACAGGCAAAACAGCACUAAUACUGCACAACGUAGAUUAAAAUGUAUUUUCGCCACAAAACAGCUUACGGAGGAUAUGCAGGCUUAAUCAAUAAAUGAUCAACACAGCUCUAUGGAUGCAUGGCUGAAUACAUUACCAAGUCUGUUUCAUACCUGAAAUACCUCCACAAUGAAGUUAAACAUCCCUCCAACAAUGUACAUUUUACUGACGUUUCCUAAUGCUGACAAGAUCUGACAUAUUAAUCGAUUUGAUGGAGCAUCUGCAGCCGUGAAAAUGUAAUAUCCCCCCCCCUUUUUUUUACAGUGUAAACAUAAUUUAGCUUCAAUAAAGAGCUGGGACAAGCUGACAGAAAUAUAUACUGUCAGAUAGUUUGAAAUAAGAUGAUUUUAAUAACCCUAAAGCUACUUAAACCUACUAAAAGGGAGUUUUUAACUUGCUAUGACACUGUUUCAGUUCGAUGCCGAUGCCUCUAUAUGACCUACAUACCCACACGAGACCAUAUAGUCAUUCUUAAUCCCUGCCAAUAGGUCAGAUUCAGUCGGAUUCCCCUUGAAAUCAAUGAAAUGAGGCCACAGAAACUCUAGCAACAAAAUUAAAAUUAAAGCUCCUUGCUGCUACUAUAAAGGUCCAGUGUGUAACAUUUAACAGGAUCUAUUGGCAGAUUUAUAGGUAGGUUUUCAUUAGUUUAUAAUCACCUGAAAAUAGGAAUUGUUAUGUUUUUACUUACCUUAGAAUGAGCCGUUUUUAUCUAAACAAGCCUACAUGUUUCUACAGUAGCCCAGAAUGGACACACUGGGACCUUUGGUGUUUUUCAGGCCACCGUAGUUUCCCUGACAUGCUUGGAAGGUGAGAGGUAUUCAGUCGUUUGCAACUUCAUGCUAGAUGCCACUGAAUCUAACACACUGGUCCUUUAAAAGAAAGAUUUUGUGAACUGUGGCACUCAAUCAAUCACUGUGGUUAUAUGAGUUUGACAUAUUGUGGGGCUUUAAAGUGUGUGGUUUCAAUAUUAUGAAAGCUAUUUAUAAUAAACAAAAUCCACCAUCUUAUGUAAGUUUUACUUCCUCAAAAUCAAGAGAUACUUUAUUUAGUUCAACCACCAUAGUAGUGGAUAUGUCGUAUAUCAUCCCAUCCCGCUUUACCAGGUAUAAAGUUAAUCAUCAUCACAAUUUUAGUUUAGUGUUUUAGCAUGCUAACAUUUGCUAAUCACCACAAAACGCACAGCUGAGGCUGAUGGGAAUGUCAUUAGAUCUGCAGGCAUAAACUGGUACGAUGGUGCUCACUGAAGUUACUGCAAUUCAUCCUGAGGGAGACCAUGAAUGUCUGUACAGCGUUUCAUGGCAACGCACCCGAUAGUGGAGAUAUUUCAGUCUGGACCAACUGACCGAUCGCAUCCCAAGAGAGCAUAGUGUAAGUAGGGAAUACAGAUGUCUAAACAAAGAAUAAUAGAGAAUAAUUUCCACCUGCCCGUCCAUUGGCAAAGCCUCUGCACCUUCCCUCCCCGUCCAAACACCACUUUACACCUAAUGAAACUCCUUUGAAGCUACCGUCUCCAAGUUGGACGAGCAGGCGAGGAUGAGAGGGGGCUUAAUGGAACAUUCAGAAACUUUUAUUUAUAAUUUUUCUCCUCCUUUAUGAUGGAUUCAGCACAGCGGCCAUUUACUUUAGCAGGAAGUCUGUGGUCCCGACAGUGCGUCUAUAAACAUUGACUUUUAAGGCCAUCAGGCCCCCUUUCAGACUUGGGAUGAGUGUGGUGGGAUAGAGAGCACUGUGGGAGAAUGUGGACAAACUGAGCAGAAUCCUACAAGAACACGAGUGUAAUAUAUCAGGAUAAGAUUGUUUGAAGAAGAUAAUAUGUUUAUAUUAAUGGAUGACAUGGCUACUUGUACGUGAAAGAGGUUGCGAUGAACCCACGGAGAAUUAUCACCCGUCAUCAACUCUACAGAGCUUUAUAACAUCUUACAGCUCAUUCUUUUGGUUUUAUGGUCAACAACUUCACUGGUUUAUCAAUGUAAACCGGAAAAGAGAAGAGCCUUAAGACUCUUACUUGCCUUAUAAACCCACUUUAAGUUAAUUUAACCUACAUUUUAGAUUCUUUUUUGUUUGUUUUGUUCAUUUAUUUCAUCUUUUUUUUCUCUUUUCUGUUAAAGUAUGCUGCUUGGAUUCAUUGUUAGGUAUGCUGAGCAACCACUGAUGAGGUGUGUUUGUUAUUGAAGGAAGUUUGAAUAAAGGUUUUCAAAAAGAA